This is a messenger RNA of Parascedosporium putredinis, 1503 nucleotides long. NCBI's taxonomy places the organism in Eukaryota, Fungi, Ascomycota, Sordariomycetes, Microascales, Microascaceae. The record is from the annotation of a GenBank genome assembly.
AUGCCCGGGAGGACCAACCUCUACUCCAAGCCCCGGGACCGCCCCGGGGACACAAUGGAAACCCCCGCCGGCUUCAUCUGGAUCCAGCUCGCCAUCAUGUCCAACGUCUUCCUCUACGGCUUCGACGGAACCAUCACCGCCGCCACCUACGCCGUCAUCAGUUCCGAAUUCGACGCCGCCAACACGGCCUCCUGGCUCACCACCUCCUACCUCGUCACCAGCACCGCCUUCCAGCCCCUCUACGGCCGCUUCUCCGACAUCUUUGGCCGGAGGGUGUGCUUUUUCGUGAGCAGCGUCACGUUUGGCCUCGGCUGCCUCGGGUGCGGUGUCGCUCGGGAUAUCGUGACCCUCAACUGCAUGCGCGCCUUGACUGGCUUCGGUGGUGGAGGCUUGAUGACCAUGGCUACCAUCGUCAACUCUGACAUGAUCCCCUUCAAGCGGCGCGGUAUGUACCAAGCUUUCCAGAACGGCAUGUUUGGCUUCGGCGCCGUGGCCGGCGCGUCCUUCGGCGGCACCAUCGCCGACCACAUCGGCUGGCGCUGGUGUUUCCUCUUACAGGUUCCGCUUUCCAUCUUCGCCCUCGUCCUCGGCUACCUCGUCAUACGAAACCCCGAAGGCGGCUUCGGGCUGGAUCACUCACUCGCUACCGUGUGGAACAGGGUAGACUUUUCCGGUGCCUUCCUGCUAGUUACCGCAGUCUCCGUCCAGUUGAUUGGCCUGAGCCUCGGCGGGAACGAGCUGCCCUGGAGCAGUCCGUGGGUUAUCGGGUCCUUACUCGGCAGUCUUGUCCUCUUAGCCUUGUUUAUCGUCGUGGAGGCGCGCACUUCUGCUAUUCCAGUCAUCCCCCUACGCAUGCUUAAGGGAGCGCUACCUAUUCUUACAGAGAUCUCCAAUGUUUGCGCUGGUGUAGCAGCUUAUGCGUAUCUAUUCAUGCUUCCCCUUUUCUUCCAAGUCGUACUCCUUGACUCCGCUACCAAAGCCGGUGCCCGCCUCGCCAUCCCAUCCCUAGCCACCCCUCUCGGCGGGCUAGUGGCGGAAUCGUCAUUCACAUCUCUCCAAUUCGAGGACUCUCAGUGGAAGUAUCUUCUGUACAUCUUCCCCGCAAACCUUGGCCAGGGAAUCAUCUAUCCAGCUAUUCUCUUCACGACCCUAGCUUCAUUUGAUCAUGCAGACCACGCCGUCUCCGCCUCCACGGUAUACCUCAUUAGAUCCCUCGGCACAGUCUGGGGCGUAGCUAUCACGUCUGCCAUCGUGCAAACUACUCUCAAGACACUGCUACCCGCUGCUCUCGGCGACAUCCCCAAUAAGUGGGAGUUGAUCGAAGAAAUUCGGCACUCGGUGACCGCUCUCAAAGAUCUGCCGCCCGAUGUCCAGCUCUCGGCACGUCUAGUGUAUUAUCAAGGAAUUCGCUAUGCGUUUGCCGCAUCAACAGCAUUUGCUGGAGUCGCUUUGAUUGCCUCCCUGUUUGCCAAUCCCCGCAAACUUCGCAGCACCCAUCAGUAG